Messenger RNA from Cornus florida, 1664 nucleotides. Its product is annotated as 2,3-bisphosphoglycerate-dependent phosphoglycerate mutase 1-like. The transcript has 9 exons. Bases 297 to 1334 code for a protein of 345 amino acids. The record is from RefSeq and is a predicted model, not a curated record. Gene Ontology annotation, molecular function: intramolecular phosphotransferase activity. Gene Ontology annotation, biological process: glycolytic process. NCBI's taxonomy places the organism in Eukaryota, Viridiplantae, Streptophyta, Magnoliopsida, Cornales, Cornaceae.
UAUUACAUAUAUAUAGGGAGAGAGAGAGCAUUUUCGUCUGCUUUAGAAUUUGACGUUAUUUGGUUACUUUUUGAACCCAUCUGAGCUUGAGACAGCGAUUCUUCUCUCUCUCUCUCCCUGCAUUUUGUUGUCUGUCGAAAUCAACAUCACACUUAAGCAUAACUUCCAUCACGUUUUCUCAUCUUCUCCGUCAACUUCUCUCGUAAUAAACCCUCCCCAACGCGGGCAUUUUCCGGCUGCUUUGGUUUCUUCGUAACCCGUAAGAAUUGAACAUCGAUUCGGCCCUAUAAAUAAUAAUGGCCGCAACUGCAUUUCACCAAGCCAUUGGGACUCUUCAGUCUCGUGGAUAUUUCAGUGAUUCCUUUGACCGUCAUGAGUUUGAAAAUGCUUCAGUGAGAUUGAUCUCAAAGGGUAUUAAGGCUAAUGUUGGACCAUUGAGAAAAGGAAGUUAUUGCUCUAGAUUGAGGAAGUUUAGUGUAAUUAAAGCAUCAACUUCUCAAACUCUGGAGUUUGGCUCGGUUUCAUCCCCAUCAACUAACAACAGCAAUGGCAACGUAAAGAAAUCAAAUGAAGCAGCUUUAAUCCUAAUUCGCCAUGGUGAGUCGUUGUGGAAUGAAAAGAACUUGUUCACUGGUUGUGUUGAUGUGCCGUUAACUAAGAAGGGUGUAGAAGAGGCAAUUGAAGCUGGCAAGAGAAUUAGCAAUAUACCUGUUGACACAAUAUAUACAUCUGCGCUGAUUCGUGCACAGAUGACUGCUAUGCUUGCUAUGACGCAGCACCGUCGCAAGAAGGUGCCAAUCAUCAAACACAGUGAGAGUGAACAAGCAAAGGCUUGGAGUAAAAUUUUCAGUGAGGAAACUGAAAAGCAGUGCAUUCCAGUUAUAACAGCUUGGCAACUGAAUGAAAGAAUGUAUGGGGAAUUACAAGGUCUAAAUAAGCAGGAGACAGCAGAUAGAUAUGGAAAGGAACAAGUUCAUGAGUGGCGUCGUAGUUAUGACAUACGCCCACCCAAUGGCGAGAGUUUGGAAUUGUGUGCUGAGAGAGCUGUUGCUUACUUUAAAGAACAUAUUGAACCCCAACUUUUAUCUGGAAAGAAUGUGAUGAUUGCUGCCCAUGGGAAUUCAUUGAGGUCUAUCAUCAUGUAUCUUGACAAAUUAACUACCCAAGAGGUUAUUAGCUUGGAACUUUCGACUGGGAUACCUAUGCUUUACAUAUUCAAAGAGGGAAAGUUUAUGAGGAGGGGAAGUCCUGUAGCUCCUAACGAGGCAGGGGUAUAUGCUUAUACUAAGAAUUUGGCUCAGUACAGGCAGAAGUUAGAUGAGACGGUUAAUUGAUAUGACAAAUUGGGGCUUACCUUCCGUUGCAUUUACAAUCUUCAAACCUAUUGUGUUGUAUUUGAGGUGGAAAGUAGAGUAGUUUCCGCUAGCAAGUUUUGUGAAACAUAUAGAUACAGUUUUCAGUUGUAAGUAGAUCAUAAGAUGCGUACUCAUACUUUCUGAAUGCAUCAACCAAAGCUAGUUCUGUUCCUUUUUAAGUGUAGCUGUUUCUGUUGGACAGUAAAAGUUAAUCAUGUGAUAUAGACUGUAAUAAGAAUUAAAUUUGGGACUUCAAUUUCUGUGGCAUUUGUUGAUGCUUAUAUUAAUUAGCUUCAGCACGUAUCGAGC